AUGUAUGAUCGUGAGCAAGAAAAGAUUGGUUUCUGGAAAACAAACUGUGCCAAGUUAUGGGAAAGAUUACAGGAAUCCAUUGCCCUAUCAUUACCUCCAAAUUCAGAAGCAAGCUAUCCAACUGAAGCAUUAGAGCCGUCAGUUGCUCCAUCUUUGUCGCAGAAUAAUUCUCCUCCAGAAUUGGCUGGACUCUUCGCUCAUGGGUUAGAUGUUAAUACUUCCCAGGUCCACUUACUGAAUUUUACGUCAACUGGAAAUGAUUCCCUCAGUAAAUGGGUCAUAACCCCAAAACCGUAUGCUCAUUAUAUUUCUAACACUACUGCAACGAAUAUAAUUUCGCGGCUAGCUGAACAUCGCAUCCAACUUCCUGACUCCUUUGGAAAUUAUAAGUUGAUUGAUUGGAGUGUUGAGCCUCCAUCAAAGAAUUCUGUCUCCGUUGCUAUAGAAUUUGCUGCUGUAGGCCUCACUGGUCUUGGUGACUGCGCUCUUUCUUUUUGCCACAUGCUAUCAUAG
This is a messenger RNA of Sphenostylis stenocarpa, 513 nucleotides long. Lineage: Eukaryota; Viridiplantae; Streptophyta; Magnoliopsida; Fabales; Fabaceae. The record is from the annotation of a GenBank genome assembly.